Paramecium sonneborni is the source of this 712-nucleotide messenger RNA. The record is from the annotation of a GenBank genome assembly. NCBI's taxonomy places the organism in Eukaryota, Ciliophora, Oligohymenophorea, Peniculida, Parameciidae.
UUAUGAUUGACACAGGAAAAACAAAUAAGUAUUUGCACACUCCAUUUGAAAUGCUAUUAAUGGUGUUAAUUACUGCAAUUUCUAAUGGAAUUAUGAUACCUUAAAUAAUUUACACAUACAAAGUUAAGAAUGCUCAUACAUUUUUUUUAUCUGUAUUAUUGUUAGUGUCCUCAUUCAUGUAUCAUUUUUCUGAUAGUAUAGGAGUUGAGCCAAUCAUCCUAAAAGAAGUUGAUUGGCAUCAAUUAGAUAAUAUUGCAUCAAUUUGUGGAUUGGUAUUUAAAUAAUCUUAAAUUUAGAUGGAAUUAUUCAAUUACUUAAUGCAAAAUGAUAGAAGCAUUAGAAAGUCAAUUUAAUGGAUUAAUUUUAUUUUUGUUGUAAUAAUACAAGAAUCCCAUGCAUGGAAUGUUUGGGCAACAGUAAUUCCAAUCUUGAUAAGUCUCAUCAUGUUUAUAAUAAAACAAACAUUUUAUCCUAAGAAAGGUUAAAUUGUUAAUUAGGAUUAUCUUAAGAAAGGAAUAUUUUUCUUAAUUAUUGGUUUCGUUGCAUUUUACUUUGGUUUAGAGGAAUAUAAUGAUUAUUUAAGACUUUGGCAUGGCUUAUGGCAUUUAGCGAUGAAUCAAGCUUAUUUUCAUUUAUAUCAAGUAUUUAACCCAAAAGUUUAUACCUUUUUAGAGUGUUGGGAUUUAAAAUAAGAGUAUGCAAAAGAGUGAGA